This is a messenger RNA of Zingiber officinale, 1166 nucleotides long. RefSeq names its product PHD finger protein ALFIN-LIKE 8-like. The transcript is spliced from 5 exons. Lineage: Eukaryota; Viridiplantae; Streptophyta; Magnoliopsida; Zingiberales; Zingiberaceae. The record is from RefSeq and is a predicted model, not a curated record. Gene Ontology annotation, biological process: regulation of DNA-templated transcription. Gene Ontology annotation, cellular component: nucleus. Gene Ontology annotation, molecular function: transcription cis-regulatory region binding; histone binding; transcription coregulator activity. The coding region runs from base 187 to 939 and encodes 250 amino acids.
AUCCAAAGCUUUCUCCCUCGCUUCCUCGCUUCUCGUCGCCGGCGAAAACCCUAACCCCUUUCCCUUCUCUCGGUCUCUCUUCCUGCGCUCCGCCGUCACUCGCGUUGUUCCCGGAGGAUCCUCCGCGGACUGCGCUACGGUGCUUAAGUUACCUUCGGCAUCGCUCCUUCUCCGGUCUGGUGGAAGAUGGACGGGGACGAGGUACCUCGCGUUUCACGCUCGCACGAGGAGGUCUUCCGCGACUUCAGAGGCCGCCGUGCCGGCAUUAUUAAGGCCCUCACUACUGAGGUGGAGAAGUUCUAUGGACAGUGUGACCCAGAAAAAGAGAACCUAUGCCUUUAUGGAUUUCCAAAUGAGACUUGGGAAGUCAAUUUGCCUGCUGAAGAAGUUCCUCCAGAGCUCCCUGAGCCAGCUUUAGGCAUCAAUUUUGCUAGAGAUGGGAUGGAAGAAAGUGAUUGGCUUGCACUUGUUGCAGUUCAUAGUGAUGCAUGGUUACUAGCUGUUGCUUUCUACUUUGGAGCACGCUUUGGGUUUAACAAAGAGUCAAGGAUGCGGUUACACAAUAUGAUCAACAGUCUCCCUACGAUAUAUGAAGUUGUAACUGGAACUGCCAAAAAGCAGUCCAGAGAAAGGACCUCCAACGGCAGCAGUAAGAGCAGCAAAUCUAGUUCAAAGAAGCCAAAACUCGCAGAGUCACUGAAGUCACUAAAGAUGCAAACUCCCAAAGAUGAAGAUAACGAGGAUGAGGAAGAGGAGCACGAGAAUACCUUGUGUGGUGCAUGCGGUGACAAUUAUGCGAACGAUGAGUUCUGGAUCUGCUGUGAUCUCUGUGAGAAGUGGUUCCAUGGAAAGUGCGUCAGGAUCACACCUGCAAAGGCUGAGCAUAUCAAGCAAUACAAGUGCCCAAGCUGCAGCAGCAAUAAAAGGGCCAGACCAUGAACAAACCCCAAAGCUCGAUGACCCAUUCAUCAGAGAACACAAAAAAAGUUCUCAUUGCAAUUUGUAUUCGAUACUCGGAAGAUGCCCAACCUGGAGGCAUGUAUUUAGUUUCAAGACUAUCUUAUGCUGUUGAUGACUGCCCCAAAUUCCAUUUUGUUUAUGUUAGAUUACUUGGAUGUUGGGAAAAAAAUUGCUAGGAUCAACUGGAGAUGACAUUUGAACUUCAA